AUGAAAGGCAAUGUUUUAAUAGUGUAACUAAUCAAUUAUAAGGAUAGUGCAUAUUGGAUAACAUAGUCAUGGUUUCCCAUCAUAUCCGGCGUGCAUGUAUGUACGUAUAUAUACAACACUCGCCGUCCGCCUCCACCACCACAACAGAGACACCAACAGCGCGAGCAAGACGAGGACCUGUCACAAUCAAGAAUGGAGGCUUCAAAAGUGUACCAACUACUGGAUGGACGGGUAGAGGAGAAAAGGGGCUCGGAUGAGAAGAACGGCUUCAAAAUAUACCACAUCCAAUGGGAAGAAACAUUAGAUGAAGAAGGAGGCUUCAGAGUAUUCUCCAUCGGCCAACCCUCUAACAUGCCCACUAAGUGCGUGUUGCUGCUGGGGGUAACAGGGGCAGGAAAGACCACUUUAGUUAGUGGGGUCUUGAACAACUUCCUUGGAGUCAGCUUUGAAGAUCCCUUUCGCCUACAGGUGAAAGAGGAAACUGGUCGUGAGAAGACUCAGAGCCAGACAGAUUUCAUUACUGUAUACACUAUUUACUACAAAGAGGGAAUGAAGCACAAGUACAACCUAGUGCUUAUUGACUCUCCUGGCUUAGAAGACACAAGAGCAGCAGAGCAGCCACGUGAUAUAAGAAGCCAAUUUGAAGAAUUUAUCACAUCAGACCUUGGGGUCGAUAAUCUGCACUGUGUUGGCCUUGUUGCUAAAGCUACUACAAACAGGGACUUAAAAUCUGAGAAGGCUGUACUUGAAGAAAUUAUUUCACUGCUGGGAGAAGCUGUUCCUGAAAUCACUCAUAUUUUCGCAACUUUUGCUUGUGAUCAGCCCUUAGUUGAGGCUGUUGUGAGAAACGCUGGUGUCCAAUACAAAAGCAUGUUCCAGUUUGACAAUGGUAUGCUUUACUCCCCAAUCAAUGCUAGUUCUGACAAGGAAUUAACUUCUCGGUCUCACAGAUGGGACAAAAUGAGAGAGCAUUAUGAUGCAAUGUUUGGUGCAUUAGCCAAUGCUUUACCUUUGAGUUUGGAACUCAUCAGAGAGAGGAAAUACUUUGACACAUGUAAGAAGAAUCUAAAGACACAGAUAGAAAACUUAGCUACUUCAGUAACAGAGAUGGAAAUCAAUAAGAAUGCAUACAACAAAUAUGAGCAGCAAAGAGUUACAAAUAAGGACUGGAAGCAAACGAAACGUGUAGCGGUUCAAGGGAAUCAACAGGCUUUCAACUGCAAGACGUGCCAGAAAACUUGUGAAAUAUUUACAAACACUGGCGGUAAUACUAGCGGAGGUUUUGAUGUAGGUCAGGUGAUUGCACCUAUUGUGGGUGCGGCUGUUCUUCCCGUCCCAAUAGUUGGGGCAGUAGUAGGUGGAGUCGUUGGAUCGUUAUUUUCUAGGAAGAAAAGAAAACAAAGACCCCAACAAAGCCCCCAACCGUUAAGCAACGCUGUGUGUAGACAGAAUGUCUGUUCCCAUGCCAUAAAGGAACAUGCCUUAGAGUCUAUGAAAUUACAGACAAACAUUGAUGAAGAUAUGAAAAAACUUUAUGAAGAAGCAGUCUCAAAGACAGAGGAUGCAAAAUCUAAAAUUAUCCAGGCUCAAGAAGAAAUCUUGAGCUGCAGCACAACUAUUUCCCAUACCACUGUAGAGUUAUUAAGUCAUUCAAAGAAAGUAGAGAAGCUGACAAAAAAAAGUUUUCUUUCCACUGAUGACAUAAAUUCUCAGCUCAGGAGUGAAAUUGGCCAGAGUGAGGUUAAUAUUAUUCCUCAAGCAACAAAGUAUAUUGCUAUUCUUACAAAAGCAAUGGGAACACUUGCAUCACAUAGUGCUGAAGAAGUUCUUGGCAAGCAUGAACUUGUUAAGGAAAUGCUACUCGAAGAUUAUGAAGAAUUUUUCAAAUAGAACACAAAGAGUGGCACUGGUCAAAGGAACAAUGUAAUGGACUGCUAUUUUUUGUACAGUGGGUGAGAAGUGUGUGACUGUUUCAGCAUUGUCAUCAGUUAUCACACUGCAUAUCCCAAGUGAACUCCGAACCUUGGAUGGGUGAACACUUCAUGCUUCAUAUGAUACGAGCUGGCCUGUAUGGAAGCUGUGAGACCCAGGCGAAAGUAUUGCCCAAAACACACAAGGCUGCCAAUAAAAAAUACACGGUCAACAUGACUCUGAGGUUGUCCUGACUUUGCUGUGCCUUGUUCGGACGUGAAGAUACAGGCAGUGUUUAUUUCAAGGCCACAGCCAUUAAGUCAUGGCUCAUUUCUGAAUAGAGGAAAUUGGGUCAAUGUUUGCAGUUUAAAGCAAAUCCUCUGUGAUCUCAGCACGAAACUUUAAUAAUCACUGAUGUUUUACUCAAUGAACAUUCGAGUUCGUAGUCAAACUUGAUACUGAUUUGCUGAUUCACUGAUUUGGUCACUGUAAAUGCAUUAGUCACUGAGAACGCACACCCCAUCAACAACACCUGCUGGACACACAUUUGCAGUACACCGUCCCCUCCCUCUCAGAGGCUGCCAGGGCACAUCGCUUCACUUUUACCAUGCAUAUCCAAGACAAGAAGAAUUGAAUCAUGCCAAGUGACUAUGUAGACAUUGAGGUAUUGUUAAACAGUCCAAAAUAUGAUAUGUAAACUAUACCAAUAACUGUUGUGUUUCUUAGCUUUAGUUUUUUUUUUUUUUUUAAUAACUAUGUGAAAUGUUUAAUAUAUUUUAUGCAAUACAGUACAUAAAACACUAUGA
Molecule: messenger RNA, 2717 nt
Organism: Scylla paramamosain (green mud crab)
Lineage: Eukaryota; Metazoa; Arthropoda; Malacostraca; Decapoda; Portunidae
Exons: 2
Coding region: 193-1890 (565 amino acids)
Source: RefSeq, a predicted model, not a curated record